GAACCCUUUCAGUACGUAGUUCCUCGUGCGUAAAAGUCGCACUGUGUCGUCUGACCCUGCCCGAGUAUAGGAGCGUUAUUCAGGAUGCAGGACUCGCCAUUGUGGGAGCAGAUAGGCACUGGCUUCGUGCGACACUAUUACCAGUUAUUCCAAAGUUAUAGAGCAAAACUCGCUGAUCUAUAUAUUGCCGAGUCGAUGCUAACCUGGGAGGGAGAAAAAAUCUGCGGAAAGGAGGCAAUUACCAAGAAACUCCUUAAUCUGGGCAUCAAAAAAAUUGGGCAUACUAUCACAGCACAGGACCACCAGCCAACCACAGACGGCUGCAUCCUGAGUAUGGUUGUAGGACAAUUAAAAGCUGACAACGAUCAAGUCAUGGGUUUUCAUCAAAUUUUCCUCCUGAGGGAAAUAAACUCUGCCUGGGUGUGCACCAAUGAAAUGUUUCGGCUGGCUAUUCACAACUUUGCCUAAACAAUUCUUCUACUCUGGUGGGCAUGGGCUGUCAAAGUGGGUGGAGGGUAGAGAAGAGAUGGCCUUGGAGAGAUUGGAGAAAGAUCAUGCUACCCUCCUGCUGUCUGCUUCAGCUUGUUUGACAAACGUGAACAACGGAAGAUAAUUGUCAAUCACUAAGCCCAAUUGAUCUGACAUAGUAGAAAUGCAACUCUUGUCUUUCUUCGCUGACAUUGGCCAACCUUUCAAACAUCACCCAAGACACUCACUUUGUGCCAUGCCUCUAGUUCAUUCUAUUCAAUUGUUUGACUUCUUCCAUCUAGUUUUAGAUCAAGCUUGGCUCAGUUCACUUCACCAUCAUGUCAGGUGUAGAUGCCACUAGAAUCACUCUAGCUUUCUUUAGUAUGCGUGGUUAAGUUUUUAAUCUUCCUUUAUUCAAUGCUUCAUUACCAUGUCACCAAAGACUCAUUUAAGACAAUGUUGGAGUUUACUGUUCUGCAUUAUCCUCCUCCAACUGUCUUGCUUUCUUCCACAGAAAUGUUUGGCAAUUUACAUGGACAAAGCCACAACUCACAAUAAAACCCAGACUUUGUUUUUCAUAA
Molecule: messenger RNA, 1049 nt
Organism: Phycodurus eques (leafy seadragon)
Lineage: Eukaryota; Metazoa; Chordata; Actinopteri; Syngnathiformes; Syngnathidae
Gene: nutf2
Product: nuclear transport factor 2
Exons: 5
Coding region: 85-468 (127 amino acids)
Biological process (GO): protein import into nucleus
Cellular component (GO): nuclear pore central transport channel
Source: RefSeq, a predicted model, not a curated record